Molecule: messenger RNA, 312 nt
Organism: Wallemia ichthyophaga EXF-994
Lineage: Eukaryota; Fungi; Basidiomycota; Wallemiomycetes; Wallemiales; Wallemiaceae
Exons: 2
Coding region: 1-312 (103 amino acids)
Source: RefSeq, a predicted model, not a curated record
AUGAAGGUGGCGAAGAAGUGGAAGUUAGAGCAACAUCAGCCACAGUUCAAAGAGCACAUGGUUGUCACAGCAGCAUCGCCUGUGCCAAUAAAGGGGGGUGACUGCGAACACCCUAGGAAAUCUGAGCAUUCAAAAGACACUGAACUCGCUGAACACCCGCAAAAGCCACGUUAUCCGCUCAAGAGAGGCGGUAUAUCACAUACACUCCUCAACGCAGACCCCAACGAAAAUGAAACUCCUGGCAGCAAGAACAAGUUUUACCGCGUUCAAGUAACAGACUAUGAGCCAGGCCCAAAUGAUUAUGAUUACUAG